AUGACAACAAAUUCCCCUCCUUCCUCUAUUGCUUCCAGUAGUCAUCUUAUGCGUUUUGUAGAACAACCCCAAUCAGAAUGGAUUGUUAGAUCUAGACCAGCACAUUUAAGAUGUAUUGCAAUUAAUGCUCAAAGAAUUAGAGUUAAAUGCAACUCAAAUUGGUUAAACGAUGAAAGAAUUUAUUUGGAAAGAUUUGCUGAUCCAACAAGCAACGAGCCUUCAAUCCGUGCUAAUGUCGAGAUUCAACGAGCUGAACUUGAUGCUUGGUUUGCAGAUUUGGGAGAAUUUGCAUGUCAAUGUUGGGCUUUUAGCGAGGAAAAAUCCAAUGAAGAGGAAAAUGAAGAUUUGGAUAGUGAAGAAGAGGAAGAAGAUGAAGAAGAAAAUGAUAGAGAAGAGAAUGAGAGGAAAUCAAAAACACAAAUACAAUUGAAAGAUACCAAACAGUCAAUUAUCCGAUCGGAUAUUGCAAGGAUAAGACUAUCAUAUUUACGUAAACACUUCAAUCAAGUGCCUAUCUCGCAACGAGUACAUGAAGGGAAAACUGUUCAAUUACAAUGUCAUCCCCCAGAAGGAGAUCCGAAACCAGAGAUUUACUGGCACAAAAAUGGUCAACAGCUGUUUUUGGCAGAUCCUUUUAGUAACGGAGAAAAGGAAAAACAGCAAAACAAUCAUCAAAACUUGAUUCAAGCAGGAGACGGAAGUCUUAUUCUUUCAUCUACACAUUUAAGUGACUCUGGAAAUUACAGGUACUCAUAUUAUUCCAAAAAUAAUUACAAAAUAAUUUUUCAGCUGUGA
Molecule: messenger RNA, 795 nt
Organism: Meloidogyne enterolobii
Lineage: Eukaryota; Metazoa; Nematoda; Chromadorea; Rhabditida; Meloidogynidae
Source: the annotation of a GenBank genome assembly